Messenger RNA from Cicer arietinum (chickpea), 2530 nucleotides. RefSeq lists its product as uncharacterized. Lineage: Eukaryota; Viridiplantae; Streptophyta; Magnoliopsida; Fabales; Fabaceae. The record is from RefSeq and is a predicted model, not a curated record.
AAACCAUACAUAUUCAACUUAUCAAGAAAUGAAGACAGUAUUAGUAAAAAAAAAAAAAAAGAAAUGAAGACAGUACGAUUAGAUUGAGCAUGGUGGUGGUGGUUGUUGUUCCUUUUUCAACUUCAACAUAUUCCAGAUGUCAUAUUCAUUCGUCGCCACCACCAACGCUCUCCCAAUACGGCCCUCACUCUCUCUCUCUUUCCCACACUACCAUUCACUCUCUUGUUCACAAUCACUCAAACACAGUCUUCCUUGUUCAAGGCUUCAGGAAAUAUCUGUUGCUUCAGACUCACAACGCAGUGAAAACGACAACAACAAUAUAAAGUGGAAGGAAAAUAAGGAUGACGAAGAAGAAGUUGGAAUUUCUAAAAUACAAGUGCCCAGACAGAAACACAUCCCCGUUUCCAAGUCCCAACUUCUAGAUGCUAUCCUCUCUCUCAUGCUCAACCAAGACACUACUGCUCAUCACUUUCGCCUUCUCACCUCCUGUUUGGACUCUAUACUUCAUGCCGAACACAAAAGCAUCUUAGAGGAAAUGCGUUCCGAUUAUCACCUCAUCAAUGCACUCCAAACUCAGGAUCAGGAGGAUGAUGACACACAACUUGCGGCCGACGGAACCAAUUCAAACUUGGUAACCAAUGCCAAUGACAUCUUUCAAUAUGGGAAUGGGAAGGUCUAUCAGGAUAUGCUUUCUAACUAUGCUCUUAACCUCGGGACUCUUUUUCGUUCUCUCGACAACAUAACUGCAAACAACAAUUAUGAUAGGGGGUCUAGAGUUACCAUCGCUACUCGUUUCCAACGUGCCUUCAUGCAACUUCUUUCUGAUGCACAAUUUGAAGAACUAUCAGCUUGGGAUCUAAUGUUAACAUCUGCACUGAAUACAGACUAUCUCCUUACCUUGCCAAUAUAUGUUGAUUGGAAGAGAGCAUAUGAGUCUAAUGCCAUAAUCUUUAGGAGGGGUUAUGCAACUGAGAAGCAGAAUGGCCUAUUAAUUGUUGAAAAACUGGAUUACUUACAGUCUAAGCUUCUACAAACAAUCUUCUUUGUUGUAUCAAAACCACUAGCAAACCUUGGCACCUGGAUAAACGAGCUUUAUGAAACUGUCAGUCAGAAACGUGAAGUGCACAAUUGGACAGAAAAAUUAAAGCUUUGGCUAAAGGAACUGUCAGUAUUUAAAAAAUCACUACUCUAUAAUGACAAUGCUUUGGAUGAGCAAACAGGUGUAAACCAAGUACAAAAUGCAGAACUCCCUAUCUGGCUGGCAGCUCAGAGGGCAGUAGCUCGAUAUGAAGGGAUUUUGUCACCUGUUGGUCCUCGUGAAAGGCUCCUGAGGAGAUUGCUUUCUUGGAUUGGACUUAUUCCCGCUACACCAGAAACACCUUUUCAGGUUGAAAAUGACGGUGACUCACCAGAACCUUAUUUAAGGCCUACUUUUUUAUCAAGGAUAUCACUUAGUGAUACAUGGAGACCUGCAUCAAGGAAGUACUGCGGAAAUGAUCCUUGGAAAAUGUUAAAAACUUCUAUAUCCAUACUUUUCUCACAAUCAGUCUUGCAGGAACCAGCCUUUGAAGAAUUAAUUCUACUAUAUACAGAGGAAGUUGGUGAAACAAAUGGUAAAGAUACAGCUGAAGUUCCGUCAUUGCAAUUAAAGAUCUACGAGAGAAUUCCUUUUCCAGAUUUACCGGUAGUUUUUCCUCACAAAAAGCUAUCAUUUCGCAUCAUAGACACUGUGCGCUUGGAUGCUGCCACAAUUUUGGGACUCCUGGCAUAUUUCAUAAACUACAAAUUUGUGAAUGUCUUAUCUUCCCCAUCAGCUGUAUUACUUGAUGUCGUUGCCAUAAGUGCUCUGAUAAUAUAUGGGAGUCGUGUGGCUCUAGGUUACAAACAGACAUGGGAUCGGUAUCAGCUAUUAGUGAACAAGACACUUUAUGAAAAGACCUUAGCAAGUGGCUUCGGCUCAGUGCAUUUUCUUUUAGAUGCUUCUGAACAGCAGCAAUACAAGGAAGCUAUUUUGGCUUAUGCUGUCCUGCUCAAAGCAGAUAAGGGUCAGGUCACUUCUCGACAAAGCGUAGGAGAGAAAUGUGAGAGAUUCAUGUAUGAAGUGUUUAAAGUGAAGGUUGAAAUGCCAGUUGACAAGGCGCUCAAUACAUUAUUAAGGCUGAACCUAGCAACUGAAACUUGUAUUGAUGGAAGGCAUGGAUUGCUGGCUAUACCUUGUCCUCAGGCCUAUGAGGCCCUUAAAGAACGAUGGAAUAGUUUGCUUUGUUAAACUUUAAAUGUAAGAUAUGCAUGUUUCAUAGGGUACUGGAAAGUAAUGGAAACAACCUUUACGAUUAACCCAAUAAAGGCACUAUAUGGUACAUAAUACCACCAUGGCAUCCAGUAAUAAUUAUCUAUAUGAUGAGUCUUGGCACUAUUCAUACUACACCUUGUGUAAAUAUAUAAAACAAAGUAUAGAUCUUUAUUAAGUAUAUGAAGCUUGAUUAACAGCUUCUGAAUCUGUUGCAUCAGUUAAAUUAAUUUUAGAUUA